Messenger RNA from Zophobas morio, 1556 nucleotides. RefSeq names its product serine/threonine-protein kinase pelle (gene pll). Lineage: Eukaryota; Metazoa; Arthropoda; Insecta; Coleoptera; Tenebrionidae. Gene Ontology annotation, molecular function: protein kinase activity; ATP binding. Bases 101 to 1459 code for a protein of 452 amino acids. The record is from RefSeq and is a predicted model, not a curated record. Gene Ontology annotation, biological process: protein phosphorylation. The transcript has 3 exons.
CUAGUCAUAAUCAGCUGUCAUAACAAUCGUGUAACUUUAAAAUUUUGUGAUUCAGUUUUCGUCGGUGUUUGUAGUUGUAGAAUUAAUAGCUGCGAAUAAAAUGCGUAUUAGAGAAUUGCCUUAUAUGGCUAAACGUGAUGUGUGCAAACUCUUGGAAAUUAACGGUUGUUUCCAUGAAUUGGGGUCUGUGCACAUGCAGUUUGAAGACUGCUUUCUACAGAACAUCCUUCUUCGCUGCAAGGACAGCAACACCUGUCCAACAGAAAAACUACUCAAUGAAUGGGACACCUACGGCCAUACCGUUCUAGAACUCUUCAUCGUUCUCAACCGUAUGAAACAGUACAAAAUCAUGAAACUUCUAAAACCCUACAUCGACGCAAAAUACCACUACCUGAUCAAAGAAGUACCCACACCUCCCAACGUUCUGAGCGAAAAAAUCUUGAACGCUCCACCACAAUUCCCUGUGAUAAGCCGAGACGAUAACAUAACCACCCCUCAACAGAAUAACCUUCAAAAACUGAAGUCCCCAGGGCUCAAAGCGAAUGGUGUUUCAGAUGUAUCGUCCGUGAUGGAGUCGGCAGGAGCCAUUCCGCAAAUUCCCUAUGAAGAACUACAAAAAUCUACGAAUAACUGGGACCAAGCGAAUAUUUUAGGGAAAGGUGGGUUCGGGAUGGUGUUCAAGGGGAUAUGGAAGUGUACGCAGGUGGCUAUUAAGAGGAUCGAGAAGAAGGAAGACAGUCCGGAGUCCAGUUACCAGCAGAUUGUGCAGUCGAAUACGGAGUUGCACUGUCUGAAUGCGUAUAGGCAUGACAAUAUAUUGCCUUUGUAUGGCUACAGCAUCGGCGGCCCCCAACCUUGCCUCGUCUACCAAUUCAUGUCCGGGGGUUCACUCGAAGACCGCCUCCGCGUGCACGACCCCUCUCGCGUCCUCCCGUGGCCCACGAGACUCACGAUCGCCACCGGAACAGCCCGAGGCCUCCAGUUCCUCCACACCAUCCGAGACAAACCCCUCAUACACGGAGACAUCAAGGCCGCCAACAUCCUUCUGGACCAGAACGACAUGCCUCGGAUUGGUGACUUCGGUCUAGCCAGAGAGGGUCCGGCGAGUGAAUACGUCAAAGUCACGAGGAUACACGGAACGAGGCCGUACUUGCCCGACGAGUUCAUGAAAUACAGGAAGUUUUCGACUAAAGUGGAUACUUAUAGUUUCGGGGUGGUGCUGUUCGAACUGGCGACGGGCGCCAGCGCCUAUUCCACCAAAAGGGAACACAAGUUCCUGAGGGACCAUGUGGUGAAGUGCGAGGAGGGGCGGAUUUUGGAGCUGAAAGACCCGCGAGCGCCGGGGGGAGAGAGUUAUUACAGGAAAAUUGUCAAUAUCGGCCGGGGGUGUGUGCAUUCGAACGCGAAAAAUAGGCCCGAAAUGGUCAAUGUGCUCUUGAUGUUGGAGAGGGAAAAUUGAUGACGUUGUGCGUGCGUGCGUGUGAUUUUACAUUGGGAUUGUGCUUUAUAUUUCUAUAUUUAUAAGUUAAUGAAGAAAUAAAUAUGUAUUUUUAUAA